AUGCUUCAUCGCAUCCUAUACGGGCUGCUCAUAGACGACGGUAUUCCGCUUGGGUUUUUGCCUUCGGUAUUUAGCUUGGGUUCUCCGAUACAAUAUUUGCUCAGUUGGGACUUUUGGUCGGCAUUGCUCAACCCAACUGCGAAUCGGAGAUUUCACGGGUUAACUGUUGUCAUGAUCGUAUUCAUUCUCUUGCUCAGCAUUAUUGCUAGCCCGUUCUCGGCAACUGCUAUGAUUCCACGCCAAGGUUGGUGGGAUGCAGAUAAUGAUUUUUUCGGAGACUCGGCAUCGCGAGAUACACUACCAGUCUACUACAUCUCAGGUAACCCUGCUAAGUUGAAGCUCGACUCACGGGAUAUGUUUCAAGGUGACAAUACGUUCUGCGACCCAGAGAUAUCUAACUUCACUUGCUGGGAACCGACGUUAGAUACAAUUGUGCAGGCUCUCUUACCUAUGUUCCGAGACGCCCCAAUGAUUCCUCUUCAGGAAAAUAUCACAUAUUCGGUCAACAGCAUAGGGAGAAAAAACCGACCAAUCUCACUAUCGAAUGCUGCUGAACACGCAGAAAUAGCACUCACAACCUGUCCUAUGACUUUUGUGGCCGAUGCCUUUAGUCGCGAGUAUUCCCUAACUGGGAGUUGGAUAAACGGGUAUAACAACAUGCUUAUCAAAUCUAAGCAGAAGAAUUCUUCGGGGACGAGGAAAUGGAAACAGUCUCUCGUUGCCGUUCACUGCAACGAGACAUGGAUACCGACCGACCUGGGCGUUCAAGAUGCCAUGUUUCUUGACCUCGAAAACAAGACCAUCCGUCACUCGGUUAGCGCAGCUAUUUUAUUUGCCAACCGUGUGAGGAAGGAUGGAAUACAAGACAAGAGAGACACGAACGACGAGACCAUUUUAGGACUGGGACUUUGCCUUGUUUCUCCCCGCUGGGUUGAUGCCGAAGUCUGGGUAAUCCGCCAGAAUUCCGUGGUCGUGAACAGCAACUUGGGAUUCACUAAUGAAGAUUUUUUAACCUAUUUGCAUGAAACAUCUACAGCUAAAGAUGUCAUAAAAAUGAGCGAUGGAUGGUUAAAAGGUGUUGGCCCUCUACUAAAUGGCACCCAAGAGUCGCCAUCCACGUCGAUUUAUGAUGGUGCAUCAGUUUUCUGCAGCCACAGCGCCAUUGGAUUCUUCUCUGGCUGCCUCGCGAAUGCUCUCGCCGUAUAUCUCACAGACGCACUGGCACAGCCAACAAGACUACGAGCGUGGUAUAAUGAUGGUUCUGGUGAUCCAUUACCUGACGAACAAGACACGAUUAUUCAGAGUACGCACUACAAGUAUACGUAUGCCUAUGAGCUGAAGGGUAGCAUUGCUAUUCCCCUGGCUUUAACUGUGUUACUCCUCCACGUUUGCACGGCUCUGGUACACGUGGGAAUAAUCCUCCUCUCCCCUCGCUCUUCGCACGGCUCAAGCUGGAGAAGUUUUGGGCAGAUGUUGGUUCUCGCAUUACGCUCGCGAGUUGAUGGCCUAGACAAUGUCGGGGGAGUAGUGUCAAGCCCGCAGACGUGGAAGAGGACUACGACAGUGAGAGACGUUGGGGAAGGACGGUUGGAGAUGAUUGUAAAUGUCAACGAGGGCGAUGUUCAAGGGGAUGCUGAUGAGUCUCUUGGGGACAGAAAUUCAGGCGCGUCCAGGCUGGAAAAGAUCGCUGUGGGAAUCUGGGUACAGCUGGUCAUCGUUCUUGAUGUUGGGGAAUUGGGGCACCGCAGAUUGGUAUUAAUCCGAGGGGCUUCGGCUAUUCCCGGACCGCGUUAG
Messenger RNA from Fusarium venenatum, 1794 nucleotides. NCBI's taxonomy places the organism in Eukaryota, Fungi, Ascomycota, Sordariomycetes, Hypocreales, Nectriaceae. The record is from RefSeq and is a predicted model, not a curated record.